Molecule: messenger RNA, 1563 nt
Organism: Synchytrium microbalum
Lineage: Eukaryota; Fungi; Chytridiomycota; Chytridiomycetes; Synchytriales; Synchytriaceae
Exons: 1
Coding region: 1-1563 (520 amino acids)
Biological process (GO): mitotic spindle organization
Cellular component (GO): cytoplasm; dynactin complex
Source: RefSeq, a predicted model, not a curated record
AUGUCCAAAUAUGUGGAUAUCCUGCCAGACAUUGAUACUGGCCAAGAUGUAUUCGAAACAGACGCUCCAGAUCCAGCAGAACUAGUUAAUGAUCAUGUAAAACCACCUCCUUCUCCAUCUUCAACAACAUCUGUACCAUUGCAUCAUCCACAUGUCGACGAUGAACAGCAGCAACAAUCAGGCAUCAUCAAGACUCGUAUCAUACCAGCCGAAGCUACGGCUAGAUUCGCAAACUCGCAAAUUGAUGCUACAGAUGCUGACUUUUCGGGUCGUGUAGGAAGACGUAAAAAGCCUGCGCAUUACAGAACCUAUCACACCCGACGUAUGCCUGAUGCCGAUGAAUACGAGUUUGAUCUACUCGAUCAUACCGAUAAUACCAAUAUUGAUGCUCGCAAGCCAAAGGAAUCUCGAUUGCAAAGGCUUCGAAGGCUGGUCUACGAAGUCCAAGAGCUAGAAGAAGAGAUUCAACGAGAUGGCGAUGCUAGUAAUGGUCCCGCUGCAGAUAAUAUAAAUAGUAGUAAUUUAAAUAGUGAAACCAAGCCCGCUGUCUCGCAACUUGCUCUGCUGGAUCAGAUCUCUGCCUUGCAGACUGAUUUGAGCAACUUGGCAAAGUCGACUGGAGUAUCUGGUCGUGACGCUCCCUCAUUAGAAGAUGGUAGUGGAUCAUUGAUUAAACAAGCUGAAUUAAGUAAAGCACUUGUAGCUCAAUUACGAGCCUUCAAGGAUAAAUCUGUACCAUCCGUAGCACAACCGAUAAAACAGGCCGAAGCUCCAGUAUCUUCACAAACUACCCAAAAAAUAGCUAGAUCCGAUCAACAUGUAACAUAUGAAUUGUAUUAUGCUCCCGAAACUGCUCGGUUGACCCAAUUGUCAAACCUAGGCUCUCUGGAAUCUCGAAUCACAAACCUCGAACGAGUAAUUGGUAUAUCGUAUCUAGAUGAUGGACUGAAUAAUGGUGAUGGGAACACAGCUAUGCCACUAUUACUUGAGUCUGGAUCCCUCAUGGCUGCUAUGGAGCGAUUCGAAACUCAAUUGACUCUGCUGACUCAACCUCGGAAGCUCGAGACUGUGUCUAGACGGGUCAAAUCCAUCACUAUAGAAUUAGAGCGUUUGGCUGAAGCUAAAAAGAAGGAACAUCUUGAAUCUUCUCUGGCUCUGCACUCGUCUGUUUAUGGUCUUGAUAUGACUGGAACAAGUCACCCUAGCCAAGAACCGCCUCACAGCGCCAGUCAUAAUAAUAGUAAUGAUAACGAACAACGAGUCAAACAUCUCUUCAACACGUUGGAGAAGCUGGAUCCUAUAGUUAGCCUUGUCCCCCAUCUAUUGUCUCGCCUUCAAUCACUACGAUCUUUACAUACAGAAGCUGCCGUGUUUGCAGAAUCUCUUCGGACGCUUGCAAUAGAACAAAACCAUGUCACAGAGUCUGCCAGCAACAUUGGUGAGUCCGUCACUAGACUCCAGGAUGCUGUAAAAGAUAACGCAAAUGUAGUCCAAUCGAAUGUCGAAGCGCUCGAUGCCCGUAUCAAGUCUCUUAUCUCUCGAAUAGACAAACUCCAUAAAUAA